GGGGGCGGGGCCUGGCAGAGGCAUGUGGCGGGGCCGGCGCCGCGCAGAGGUUUUCAAUUCUAGCUCCGCGGCCCCAGGCGGCUGCGCCGGAGUCGGAGCGGGGGCCGGACGCGCGGCUGCCUCUGGCUGGAUAUGUCGCUUAGGACCUGAAGGUAAUUGGCAAAUGAUUCUCCUGCACAACAGGCUCUAGAGAAGAAUAGCGUGAUUCCAAGGCCAGCCUUCAAGAUGUGGACUGCUGUUGUAUUUUUCCUGUUGAUUUCCCUGUGCAUAUCUGAAAACAGAAUUUCCACCUUAAAGGAGAGAGGCACUCGGGUGAUACGAAUAAACCGGCUGAGCAGUGAAAAGCAUUGCAGACGCACUUGUAGAGGCAUAUCGCCUUCAGGUAAUCGUUACUGCAACUGGUCAGUGUUCUAUCAGAAUCGCUGUGUCCUUUUACACUGUCGCCAUCUGUAUGUGUGUCAGAAUGCCAGCGCUCAGGACAUUAAAGAUCUACUUGGAGAGCUUGUCCUUAGGAAAAGAGAAGCGCAGCUACUUGGCCGAACCAGCAGGCAAGUAGAAUCUAACGCAAGCCCAGAGAACCAGACAGAGAGUCGAGCAAUGGUACCACCUUCACCAUCAGCUCAAGUAAGGACUGUAAUGACAGGUACGAGAACGACCUCACCAGCAGUAAUUACAACUAUUGCCACAACCACCACCACCACUAAAGCCACAACCACCCAAUCCACCAAGGGAACCCCAGGUGAGAUAAGUACAACUACUCCAUCAGCCAGAGGUAAUGAAACUGCAGAGAUGCUUGGGGUUCUGACAGCUAAUCCCACUAUCCCUACCAGCACCACAUCUCCAGCUGCCUCUUCUCUCACUUCAAAUAACGAUACUUCUAGCUCCAUGACCACAGCCAUCUUUGAAAAGACAAGUAAUAAGGUGUUCACUUCAGGAACUACAAAGGCACCAGCACCCUUGUCUCAAACUACUAUUGCUACUCCUGAAUUGAAAGUGAGGACUGCAAUGUCCCAAACAACAGAGUAUCACAAUGCAACCAUUGCCACACACAGCACUCCCAUCCCUAGCACAGUUAUUACUGUAGGGGUUGGCCCAUUGACAACAAGUUUAUCUGUAGCGGCAACCACCGACAGCCUACAGGACUUGAAAACACAUUCCCCAGAUUCUGCAGUCACCAGUCCGUCUUCAAAGAGUGCCAGUCCCACAGUGCCAACAAUCAAAGCUACUUCAACUCUUGAGCCCCUGACAACUACAGUGGAAAGGCCCCAGAAUAUCACAGCUAAGCCAUCUCCUACUAUCCCAGUCCGAACAAAGACUUCAGCAACUAACCGGCCGUCAACAAAGGCCACCACUGGGCCUGGGGUGAUGACGACAACAACAACAACAUAUAGUACUUUCUUGACUAAGCUUACCACCACGGGUCCAACAAAUGCACCCAAAACAACAGCCUUGGGCUUUGGCAGAGAUGAGCAAAACACAGACUAUGACAAUCUGCUGAUUGCCACUGGGCCUCUGACUCAGUACUUGGUGGACACCAGUUCACUCCUGGCAGUACUUCUAUUUGGGAUCAUAUUUUUCAUAACAGUCUUAGUUCUAUUUGCCAUGCAGGCCUAUGAAAGCUACAAGAAAAAGGACUAUACACAAGUGGACUACUUAAUCAAUGGAAUGUAUGCGGACUCAGAAAUGUGACAGGCAGGAGCAGGGGUGCCGAGAGAGGCUUAAAUAUGUAUCGAGGAGAUGGAAAGCCUGUGGCUUGCUCUUCCCUUGUUUGCAUAUAAGACAAACUGAAAGUGCUUCCAAAUUACUUCUGGUGCAAUUUAGGAGAAAUGCCAUGUACUAUAUAAAUUUUUAUUUUUUAUCAACUGUAACAGGUUGCCACAAGAGCGGUAGUCAUUUCUAGAACUCUGCUUCUGCCAAUGAUUUUUGCAUUACAAAAUGAAGCUACCAGGGUGAGCCAUCGCCCUCUAAGAAUGGUAUGUGCUUCCUAAGCUCUGUGUUUACAUUUGAUUUAAGUUCCUUGAGUUUUGUUAAUUUCACGCACAUUCCCAUUUGUAAAAUGGGGAUGAUGCUGAUGAUGCUCACCCACCUUCUAUGAAGCACUUUAGGCUCACAGGAUGAGAAGUGCUAAGUAUUACUCUGUCUGUGUUGGGGAGUUUUUAAUCAAGUGAGCAUCAUGUUUCAGGAAGCUUCCUGCCUGUAAAGAGAACGAUUUACAAGAUGCUAUUAACACUCUGCUUACUGCUGAUUUAAGAUGGUUCUUCCCACGGUGCAGAUCAUUGUGUUUGUGCACCUAUAUGAUCUUAUUUUUGUAUUCACUCAAUAAAAGGGGACCUGGAGGGCAUGCAA
Messenger RNA from Mauremys reevesii (Reeves's turtle), 2346 nucleotides. It is a transcript of the gene C4H11orf24, whose product is annotated as chromosome 4 C11orf24 homolog. The coding region runs from base 226 to 1689 and encodes 487 amino acids. The record is from RefSeq and is a predicted model, not a curated record. NCBI's taxonomy places the organism in Eukaryota, Metazoa, Chordata, Testudines, Geoemydidae. The transcript is spliced from 4 exons.